Notodromas monacha is the source of this 453-nucleotide messenger RNA. NCBI's taxonomy places the organism in Eukaryota, Metazoa, Arthropoda, Ostracoda, Podocopida, Cyprididae. The record is from the annotation of a GenBank genome assembly.
AUGGGUUUUUCCGCGAUCGACUAUGAGGGAGAAUUAUUCUCCUGUUUCGCAUUUCAUGCUGCUCUCGUCAUCCUGAAAGUUCUGCUAAUGGUUCCACUGACUGCUAGACAGCGCUUCGCCAAAGCUGUGUUUUCCAACGCCGAGGAUGCCAGGUUGCAUCCGAAAGGGAAGGUCAGCCUCGUGGAUCCCGACGUUGAACGUGUUCGUCGGGCACAUCUAAACGAUCUGGAGAAUAUACCCUUCUUUGUGCUCAUCGGAUGGUUUUACCUAAUGACGAAUCCUAGCCUGGUGAUCGCCAAGAAUAUGUUCCGUCUGUUCACGGUUUGUCGGUACCUUCAUACUUUCGUUUACGCGGUCGUCCCAUUGCCUCAGCCGGCACGUGGCAUUGCAUUCUUCGGCGCUUUUCUUGUCAUUGUGGUGAUGACUGUUAGCGUGCUGCUCGCAGCUUUUUAA